AUGUCAACAGAAAAUUCCAAAUCUGCACAUUUGUCCCCCGACUCCCAACAUACCCUUGACGAAGCAAGUAUAGAGAAAAAGUCCAUUGAUACAGAAACUCCUAAACAGUCUUGGAAUCAUGGCGCCGCACCUGAUGGAGGUGCAAAAGCUUGGUUGGUUGUGCUAGGCGCUUGGUGCGCCUUAUUCUGCACUUUCGGUCGGAUCAACAGCGUGGGCACUUUUCAGAGCUAUUAUCAAACCUCUCUUCUGCGUCAGUACUCUUCCAGCACAAUUUCCUGGAUCCCUUCUCUACAGAUUUUCUUCAUGUUUGCCAUGGGACCCAUCGUCGGACAGUUGUAUGAUCGAUUCGGUCCCCGUUAUAUCAUCCUCGGAGGCUCAUUUCUUCACGUCUUCGGCCUGAUGAUGGCAUCCAUCUCCACGGAAUACUACCAGCUUCUUCUUUCCCAAGGUGUCUGCAGCGCAAUGGGAGUAUGUGCAAUCUUUCAACCCUCUAUGAAUGCGAUCCCAAGCUGGUUCGACAAGAAGAGAGGCGCUGCCUACGGGAUCGUCGCAACGGGCUCGAGUCUCGGGGGCGUAAUAUUCCCGAUCAUGGUUAGUCGAUUGAUUGAUGAGAUUGGAUACGGCUGGGCAAUGCGGGUCGCUGCAUUCUUAAUUCUCUUCCUUUUGGUAAUCACUGUUCUUACUGUUCAGUCGAGAGUGCCCCCGAGACCGCGGGCAAUGAGCAGAGAGACCCUUUUGCGGCCAUUCAAAGAGGUCAAGAUGGUGCUUGUUAUUUUGGGUUUUGUAUUUUUGACUUUUGGAAUUUUUAUUCCUAUUGAUUAUUUGGUUGUUCAGGCUAUGAGUGCUGGCAUGAGCUCUUACCUGGCGCAGUAUCUUGUUUCUAUGCUAAAUGCUGCAAGUCUGUUCGGUCGCAUGUCCGCUGGUAUUUUCUCGGAUAAAAUUGGUCACUACAAUAUCCUCGUCAGCGCGUGCUUUCUUGCUGGUAUCCUCGUUUUGGCUCUUUGGAUUCCUGCGACGAGCAAUGCCGCUAUUAUCGUCUUUGCCUGCACCUUUGGAUUCGCUUCGGGUGCUUAUGUCUCCCUUGCCGCUGCCUUGGUGGUCAAGAUCUCACCGUUCCCGGAGAUCGGCUAUAGGACUGGGUUGUUAUUUUUGUGCUCCUCAUUUUCUGGUCUGACAACUAAUCCGAUUGCGGGGGCUAUCUUGCAGCAUGAUGGAGGCUCCUACACGGGGAUGAAGAUAUUCUCUGGUGUGUUCUUGAUGGUUGGAAGUGUGGCAGUGCUAGCUGCUCGACUUUCCCAUACCGGGCUGGAGUGGAAGGCGAAGUUUUGA
This is a messenger RNA of Penicillium pulvis, 1329 nucleotides long. RefSeq names its product MCT family MFS transporter. NCBI's taxonomy places the organism in Eukaryota, Fungi, Ascomycota, Eurotiomycetes, Eurotiales, Aspergillaceae. The transcript is spliced from 4 exons. Gene Ontology annotation, cellular component: fungal-type vacuole membrane. The coding region runs from base 1 to 1329 and encodes 442 amino acids. Gene Ontology annotation, biological process: transmembrane transport. The record is from RefSeq and is a predicted model, not a curated record. Gene Ontology annotation, molecular function: transmembrane transporter activity.